This is a messenger RNA of Vombatus ursinus (common wombat), 702 nucleotides long. Its product is annotated as biogenesis of lysosome-related organelles complex 1 subunit 2-like. The record is from RefSeq and is a predicted model, not a curated record. Lineage: Eukaryota; Metazoa; Chordata; Mammalia; Diprotodontia; Vombatidae. Gene Ontology annotation, molecular function: gamma-tubulin binding. The transcript has a single exon. Gene Ontology annotation, cellular component: BORC complex; BLOC-1 complex; gamma-tubulin complex. Gene Ontology annotation, biological process: lysosome localization; endosomal transport. The coding region runs from base 1 to 366 and encodes 121 amino acids.
AUGGUGGAGAUGGCCAAGAAGGCCACGGAGCCCAUCGAUGCAGACAUCAUGGGGCUGUGCCAGGACACAUUUUCCAAAAUGGCCUUGUACCUAACAGGAGAGCUGACAUCCACCAGUGAAGACUAUAAACUUCUGGAAAAUAUGAACAAACCAACUAGCUUGAAGUAUCUAGAAAUGAAAGAUAUUGCAGUAAACAUCAGUAGAAACCUAAAGGACUCAAACCAGAAAUCUGCAGCCCUUCAGCCUCAUCUGGAUCAGAUCACUUUAACUGAGGAGCAGGUAGCAGCUCUUGAGCAGGCAGCUUACCAAUUGGAUGCAUAUUCAAAGAAACUAGAAGCAAAGUACAAGAAGUUAGAGAGGCAAUGAAGGAAUUCUUUAGCACAAAGACUUGUGCUACAAGAAUGUUUCAUAAGAACUGAAAUAAGUGGGGUGGAACUUAUCACUAUGCUUCAGUUCCUAAAAGGAAGUGGUGCUGCUCAUCCAAGGAGAAUUCUAGUCCCCACUUCUGGUUGGAGGUGUAACUCUGGCCACCCCUGGAUGUUUCCUAAACCUGGAGCCCCUGGAACCUCAUCUUAUUGUGUGCUUCAUUGUGUGCCCUGGACCACGGCUCAGAAAUCAGGAUCAACCCUGUCAGGAGCAGACACAGAGGAGAGGCUCUCAUCUCCCUGUCUCCUCCCUUCUCCCCUCUCCCCUAGGGCUCCA